This is a messenger RNA of Penicillium subrubescens, 1230 nucleotides long. Its product is annotated as FAD-dependent oxidoreductase. The record is from RefSeq and is a predicted model, not a curated record. The coding region runs from base 1 to 1230 and encodes 409 amino acids. The transcript is spliced from 8 exons. Gene Ontology annotation, molecular function: FAD binding; monooxygenase activity. NCBI's taxonomy places the organism in Eukaryota, Fungi, Ascomycota, Eurotiomycetes, Eurotiales, Aspergillaceae.
AUGGGAGAGUCCUCAUGCAAGACCAUAGAGCCGUUGACGGUGCUGGUUGUCGGUGCGGGCAUCGGAGGACUUUCAGCAGCGAUUUUUCUUCGGCGCCAAGGGCACAACGUUCGGGUAUUUGAACGAUCCAGGUUUUCGGCAGAAGUUGGCGCUGCUAUCCAUGUUGCUCCAAACUGUCAGCGACUCCUAAUGCGACUCGGACUAUCAACGGCUGACCAUGGUGGAACUCCUCUGGAAAGGGUUGACGUUGGUUUUGCUACAAAGUUCACUCUUUAUGCACAUACAGGGGAGAGAGUUACCACGAUGUCCCUGACAGAAAACAUCAUGAAAGCCGGAGCUGGUUGGAAUUUAAUUCACCGAGCGGAUCUCCAUUCGGCGCUUCGAGAUCUCGCAUUGUCGACUGAGGGGGCGGGCGUACCAGUGCAGCUUUUUCUCAACUCCAAAAUCAUUGGAAUGGAUGUCACAAAGGCAACUCUGACGCUGGCAGAUGGCCGAUCAUUUACAGGAGAUCUAGUUCUUGGUGCAGACGGCUUUCAUUCUUGGACUCGUUCUUUCGUCGCCCCAGAGUCCCCUCCACCUUUCCCAUGGGGGAAGAGUUGCUUUCGGUGGCUUAUCCCAUAUGAAGAGCUAGAGAAGGAACUGCCGAGCGACGACAAAAAUACUAUGUACGAGUGGACUGGCGCAGAUAGAAGGAUCAUCGGGUACCCUUGCUCGAAUCAUUCGAUUGCAAACUUUGGCGCUUUUGUACCCACUUCUGAAGUGACAAGCUCUAAUCGAGAUUGGAGUAACCGGGCAAGUAAAGAGGAGCUACUUCGGUGCUUUAAAAGCUUUGAUUCCUCCAUUCAGCGGAUAUUGAAUCAAGUACCAGAGAGCGAACUCAAGAUUUGGGAGCUAUUCGAUAUGGAUAACCUUCCAAAUUGGGUGAGUGGCUCCUGCGCCCUUUUAGGUGAUGCGGCGCAUCCAUUCCUACCCUUCAUGGCUCAAGGAGGAGCAAUGGCAAUCGAAGAUGGCGCAUCACUUGGCGCUCUCCUCCCACUAGGAACAACCAGGGCAGAUGUACCAUCUCGAUUGCAGUUGUAUGAAAAAUGUCGCAAGGAGCGGGUGGAAAUAAUCCAAGAUUUUACACGCCGUAGCGGACGGAACAACGAUGGCAUUGAAGGUCCCCGUCCCAAUGAAUAUGAUGAGUGGGAGAAUUCGUCCGAGAUUUUGGUUGGACAGAUUGACGCUUGA